GCAACACUAACAACUUUUUGACGUAUAUUGUAGUUGUCAAAAAUCAUCAAAUCGACAUCAUAGCAAAAGAUAAACACGUAUCUUAAUAUUAUUUAGUUUCUGGAAGAAAUACAGAAAGCAGAUGUUAUAAGAAGUCCAGUAAUAUUACUGUUAUCCAGAAGAAUGAGGUUCUUAGGCAUAUCGUUCGUUAGUUUUCUUUUAACGUCUAUAGUCGUAGCAAAUGCAUAUUACCAAAAGAAACAAUUCUACCCCUCGGUAGUUUACAUUACAAAAUCUAAUCCUAGCAUGGCUGUGCUUUAUAUACAAGCUUUUAUUGGGGUAUGGAUCUUAGGUAAACUUAUGAGAAAGAUAUUUUUUGGACAACUAAGAACGACUGAAUUUGAGCAUCUCAUGGAGAGAUCAUGGUAUGCAAUAACAGAAACAUGCCUAGCAUUUACGGUGUUUCGGGACGAUUUUACUCCAAAAUUUGUAGCUCUUUUCACUCUAUUAUUAUUUUUGAAAUCUUUUCAUUGGUUAGCUGAAGAUCGAGUUGACUAUAUGGAAAGAAGCCCUGUUAUAAGUUGGUUAUUCCAUGUUAGGAUCCUGAGUUUAUUGUUACUGUUAGGAGCUUUAGAUUUACACUUUAUCUUGCAUGCUUACCAAUCAACAGUGACUAAGGGCGCCUCAGUCCAGUUAGUGUUUGGUUUUGAGUAUGCAGUACUAAUAACAGUUGUUAUCAACAUAGGAAUAAAGUAUGCACUUCAUUCAGUGGAUUUGAAUAGUGAAACUCCAUGGGAUAACAAAGCAGUAUUUCUGCUUUAUACCGAGCUUGUCAUGGGGUUGAUAAAAGUUAUAUUAUAUGUAGCCUUUGUGGUAAUCAUGGUUAGAAUAUAUACUUUACCAUUAUUUGCGUUCCGACCCAUGUACUACACUAUAAGAAACUUUAAGAAAGCGUUUAGCGAUGUCAUUUUGUCUAGAAGAGCCAUUCAUAAUAUGAACACUCUGUAUCCUGAUGCUACACCAGAAGAAUUACAGGCUGCCGAUAAUGUUUGCAUUAUUUGCAGGGAAGAAAUGGUGACUGCUUCAAAGAAGCUUCCUUGCAAUCAUAUAUUUCAUACAUCUUGCUUAAGGUCAUGGUUUCAAAGACAACAAACAUGUCCAACCUGUCGUUUGAAUAUCCUACGCACUCCAACUCCACCAACAAAUAAUAACAUUCCAGGGGCACAAGCUAAUCAAGUACCAAAUGCUUUCUUCAACGUUUUUGCUGCCGCUGGACCAAAUCCAUUUCAGUUUCAAAAUCAGCCUAAUGCCGAAGUUGGGGCCAACGUAGCGCCCCCUGGACCACCUCCUACAACUUCAGGCUCUGCUGCUACAGCACCUCCAGCAGGUGAAAAUUUGGGAAACGGAGCUGGACAGGCGCCUCCGCAGUUCAUGUUUCCGCCGUUUCCCUUUCCGAUGCCGUUUAUGGUACCUCCUCCGCCUCCUCCGGCAAAUUUGGCAGCUCUUUCCGAAGAGGAAUUACGUCAGCUCGAAGGAAACGAGAGGCAUAAUGUUGAAGCAAGAAUACAGUGCUUAAGAAACAUUCAAGUCCUUCUCGACGCGGCUGUCCAGAUGAUGCAACAGUACAGUGUCGCUACAGCGCAACAACAACCACCCCAAAGACCGCCAGAAGCGAAUUCGACUAAUAGCGAAGCCGCAAACGGUAGCACUCCACCUACCAAUCAUCCUACGUCAUCACAGCAACCCGGCACCAGUGCCAGCUCAUCGGGAGAUGCAGGCGAUUCUAAAAAAGAACCGCCCAUAGAGAUAACAUCCGCGACUAUUGUAAAUGGUGUAAGCGAGAGUUUAGACGAGAAUAGUACUGUAACUGCUGAAGAAGAACUGAGAAGAAGAAGACUACAGAGAUUUUUACAAAAUGAACAACAACAACCAAACUAGCGGGCUGAUUGGAAAAUUAGGACCAAAAAUACGAGACAGACAGACAACCCCCCUCCUAUUGAUUUGUUAUUUAUCAUUGUUAAUUUAUUAAAUAAUUGUCAUAAGGUUUAUUAUUGAGAGGCUGAGAGGUUAUUUUUUAUAUAUAUGUAUUUGUAAUGUGUAUAUCGGAGGAGCUUUCUUUUGUGAUAGUACCUAGCAUUUUUUUUCGUUUUUUUUUUGAUUUUAUGUUGAUAAGUGAAAAACUGAGCAAAGAUUUUUAGGUUUUAAGGUAAAUUGUAAUUCUGGAAGUGUAAAUUGUAUUUCUGGAAAGUGUAAUAUAUUUCUUCUACGGUUUA
This is a messenger RNA of Sitophilus oryzae (rice weevil), 2252 nucleotides long. RefSeq names its product E3 ubiquitin-protein ligase synoviolin B (gene sip3). The coding region runs from base 163 to 1917 and encodes 584 amino acids. The transcript is spliced from 11 exons. Gene Ontology annotation, cellular component: cytoplasm. The record is from RefSeq and is a predicted model, not a curated record. NCBI's taxonomy places the organism in Eukaryota, Metazoa, Arthropoda, Insecta, Coleoptera, Curculionidae.